Molecule: messenger RNA, 967 nt
Organism: Sesamum indicum (sesame)
Lineage: Eukaryota; Viridiplantae; Streptophyta; Magnoliopsida; Lamiales; Pedaliaceae
Product: putative germin-like protein 2-1
Molecular function (GO): manganese ion binding
Source: RefSeq, a predicted model, not a curated record
CUAAUUUUGUAAUGGGCAGACGGCAAAAGUACUCAGCAGGCUUCUCAUCACAUUCAAACCUGGCUAGUUCCCGUUCUGUAUAAAUCCAGCUUUCCGGUGGGAAUAUUUCCCACCUCGAUCACAAAGUACUUGAGCUCUCUAGUAAUUUCAUUUUUAGCCACUACAAAACGAAACAAGGAGGAGACCCCCAUGGCAUCCCAUUUACUUUUCUUGGUCCUGAUUUCAAUUUGUUCAAUUGCUUUAGCAUCUGACCCAAGUCCUCUUCAAGAUUUCUGUGUUGCUGAUCCCAAUGGCCCUGUGCAAGUUAAUGGCUUUGCAUGCAAGGAUCCCAAGCUCGCACAAGCAACUGAUUUCUUCUUCAGCGGCCUUCACUUGCCGGGUAACACCUCAAAUCCCGUCGGAUCCAAAGUGACUCCAGUUAAUGUGGCCCAAAUUCCAGGGCUCAACACUCUAGGGAUUUCCAUGGCACGUAUAGACUUUGCUCCGUGGGGAGUUAACCCUCCCCACACGCACCCUCGAGCAACUGAAAUCUUGACAGUGGUUGAAGGUAGCCUGGAAGUAGGAUUCGUGACUUCAAACCCUGACAACCGUCUCAUUACAAAACUACUUCAAAAGGGAGAUGUCUUUGUUUUCCCUGUGAAUCUUGUCCAUUUCCAAAGGAAUGCUGGAUAUGGAAAUGCAGUUGCCAUUGCAGCUCUAAGCAGCCAAAACCCUGGUGUGAUUACUAUUUCAAAUGCAGUUUUCGGGUCGAACCCAGCCAUUGCCAAUGACCUUCUUGCUAAGUCAUUCCAGACAGAUACUAAGACCAUUGAUUGGAUACAGUCCAAGUUUUAGACGGCCAGCCUCAUCAUUAAACUUCUCGUGCAACGGAAUUUAUGAUCAUAGGAAUUAGCACUUGUAAUUUUUUUCCACUGGCUGUUUGUUUAUUUGAAUUCUUUGCAAUUAUACUGUUAUUUCUGUUUUUCAA